Messenger RNA from Zea mays, 969 nucleotides. RefSeq lists its product as uncharacterized. The transcript is spliced from 3 exons. The record is from RefSeq and is a predicted model, not a curated record. Lineage: Eukaryota; Viridiplantae; Streptophyta; Magnoliopsida; Poales; Poaceae. The coding region runs from base 337 to 732 and encodes 131 amino acids.
GUAUGCAUCGAAACAGUUGUUUGGUUUCUCAAAUUUUCCAGCUCGAGAUAGGUCGGGAGGACCAGAAAUUCAGGGGUAAAACUGUCAUACUACCCGCCAGAUUCCAAACUCCAGUUCCUUCUCAUCAUCUCUUGCUUUGUUUUGUUCUUCCGACCUUGCCUCGCCGCAUCUGCUCCUCCAGACACAGCGCACCCGCCUUCCUCAUCCUGAUUCCGUGGCCGGCGGCCGCCUAACCUCAGCCCCCUCACCCCCACCGACGCCGCCGGAGCCCUUGAAGUAGCGGACCCGGGCUCUCGCGCCCAUCCGCGUCAGGAGUUCGAUGUCCGUUUGCGCCUGAUGGAUCCGCACCGGCUGACCGGCCCCGCCGCGUCCGACGCCGACGAUGCCGAUGACUGGGAUAAUGAUGACUUUGUGAUCCCAAGUUUUAGUGUUGAAGAAUCUGAUAUCGGUGACUGGGAAGCUUCACGGGCUACCGAUCCUCAACCACCUCCAAAGCCCAGCAAAGAUACAGAGAACAUAUAUCUUGGACCACACGGAGCACCGCCAUCUCGAGCGAAGAAGGCAGAGGAUACUUGGGCUACGGCUGGGUACCGUGAGAAGAACAACAAAGCGAGGGAAGCUGAGCAGAAGGCCUUUGGAACUGGGCGGAACAGCAAAGGGGGCAACACAGGAGAAUUCCAUCGCCACAAUGGUGGCAGCCAUGGCAAGGACCCCUACAAGAGAUCUGCUUAACCUUGUGUCGGUCGAGGCUCGUCCACAUUGAUACACCUAUAUCGUGCCUACACCUCAACUAAAGGAGAGUGUGGUGAUCUAUCCGUGUACUGGAAAUUACUUCACUUGUGGCCAGCGCUAUACAUUCAUUAUCUUGAGCUGCAGGUGUUCCUGGUCAGCUGGUAUGUACACACACUAUCAUUAUACUGCUGCAGAACUUCAUUGUAUUUGCUUGGGAUGGAAAAACCUGCCGAUUCA